UUUCGCCAAACAUAUUUUAAAACAUAAUUCAAGAACGAAAAAUAAAUCCUGAAAAAGCUCCCCUCCUUUUUCUCAUUGCUCUCUGAUUCUUUCUUCCUGUCGACCAUUUUCUUGGACUGAAACUGUUUGAGUCAAAUUUUCCAUUGAUGUCUGAGCCAUUAGAACACGAUUACAUAGGCUUAUCAGACUCAUCUUCCAUGGAAAGAAGCUCUGAAUCCUCCAAUUUCUCAACGGAAACUGAAAAGAACAAUGCUUUUAACCUCAAAGCCACCGAGCUCCGACUUGGCUUGCCUGGUUUCACCAAAGAUAUCGAGGAAGACGACAGCAAAAUUGGAUUUGUAUCUACUAAGAACUUUUUUCCAGGUGAUAAGCGAGGGUUUUCUGAUGUUGAUGCCGACGAUUGUAGAAAUUGGAGGUUUAAUGGCGGAUGUGACGCUGAUUCGAACAAGGUUUCAUCUUCUUCUGCUUUGUUCUCCUCUAAAAAUGUAAAGUACACCGAUUUGGAGAUAAAUCAGCUUGCAAUUUUAUCUUCUGUCAUGAAUCAAAUCGAAGAGAAGAAGAAAGCUCCAUUUACUACUGAAAAUGGAAGUGCUCCUCCCAUUGCUAAGGCACAAGUGGUUGGAUGGCCACCUAUUCGAUCAUUUCGGAAGAACACCAUGGCCACCAACUUACCAAAAAACGACGGCGUUGCUGAGAAUUUAGGCACCGGAGGCUGCCUUUAUGUGAAGGUUAGCAUGGAUGGAGCUCCAUACUUACGAAAAGUUGAUCUCAAAACCCAUUGCAACUAUGCAGAUCUUUCCAAGGCUCUCGAGAGAUUGUUCACCUGCUUCACUCUUGGCAAAUGUCCUUCUAAUGGGCGUCGAGAAGGUUUAAGUGAAAGUAAUUUAAAGGAACUCCUACAUGGCUCUGAAUGUGUGCUAACAUACGAAGACAAAGAUGGUGAUUGGAUGCUUGUUGGUGAUGUUCCUUGGGAGAUGUUCAUAGACUCUUGCAAGAGAUUAAGGAUCAUGAAAGGUUCCGAAGCAACUGGAUUAGCCCCAAGACCCAUGAGCAGUGGAAGGACAUAAAUCUGGACCCGAUAGCAAUAGGAGCUUUUAUAUUCUUUAUUUGCAGUGUUAGUAAUUUCAUGAGAAUGGGGAAAAAAAGUCACAACUAGAAGAGGUGCUUCCAAUAAGUUUGGUUCCCUUGUUGUGUGCUUAGUAUGUACUUACAUUAAUUAAUGUAAAUGGCUUGUUAA
Molecule: messenger RNA, 1237 nt
Organism: Lactuca sativa (garden lettuce)
Lineage: Eukaryota; Viridiplantae; Streptophyta; Magnoliopsida; Asterales; Asteraceae
Product: auxin-responsive protein IAA14
Biological process (GO): regulation of DNA-templated transcription
Cellular component (GO): nucleus
Source: RefSeq, a predicted model, not a curated record